Empidonax traillii (willow flycatcher) is the source of this 2739-nucleotide messenger RNA. It is a transcript of the gene MYSM1, whose product is annotated as Myb like, SWIRM and MPN domains 1. The record is from RefSeq and is a predicted model, not a curated record. Bases 72 to 2552 code for a protein of 826 amino acids. Gene Ontology annotation, cellular component: BRISC complex; BRCA1-A complex. Gene Ontology annotation, molecular function: metallopeptidase activity; polyubiquitin modification-dependent protein binding. Gene Ontology annotation, biological process: double-strand break repair. NCBI's taxonomy places the organism in Eukaryota, Metazoa, Chordata, Aves, Passeriformes, Tyrannidae. The transcript is spliced from 20 exons.
CCUCAGCGCUCUGUGCCCGCCCAUCGCCGCCGCCGGGCCGCCCCUUCCCGCGAUAGCGCCGUCCCGGUGUCAUGGCGGCGGCGGCGGAGGAGCCCGAGGUGGACAUCGAGGGGGACCCAGCGGCCCCUCCCGGAGAUCAUGAAAACCCGGCAUCAAGCCUGCUGCAGGAUCACUAUCUCGAUUCAUCUUGGAGAACUGGCAACAGUCUUCCCUGGACGUUGGACAGCAGCAUUAGUGAAGAAAACAGGGCUGUCAUUGAGAAGAUGUUGCUGGAAGAAGAGUAUUAUUUAUCUAAUAAAUCACUUUCUGAAAAAAUAUGGCUCAACCAAAAGGAAGUGGAGAAAAGAUCUGUGAAAAGCCCUCAUAAGAAAACUGGAAAAGUCAUAGUCCGGUCACCUGCAAAACCACCUGGCUGCUCCCUGAAGUGGACAUUGGAGGAAAAAGAGCUAUUUGAGCAAGGACUGGUGAAAUUCGGCCGCCGGUGGACAAAAAUCGCCAAGUUGAUCGGGAGUCGAACUGUCCUGCAAGUCAAGAGCUACGCUCGGCAGUACUUUAGGAACAAGGCAAAAAAUGGUGAUUCUGAAAAAGAAGAGCAAAGUCAGUGUGGGAGCAGUGUUCCCAUGGACGAUGGGAUAAGGGCGGAAACUGGAAAUUUGAGAGGCCGUGCAGACCCCAAUCUGAAUGCAGUGAAAAUUGAAAAGCUGUCAGAUGAUGAAGAAGUAGACAUAACUGAUGACAUGGAUGAGCCACUCUCUCCUACCUUCCAGCAAGAAACUGGAAAAUCUGACUUACCUGUUAUUCAAAAAAGUCCAGUUGAAGAACCAGAAGGAAUGGAACACGGUUUGUCAUCUGCUGGACACAGUUCUGCAAUUGCUUUGCCUAAAGAAGAUCCUCAGCAGACCAGGCAGGAUACAGUGGAUGCUUUGGUAUUUCCUGCUGUGGCAGCAAUGUGUUCCCAGCACCUGAAUGGGGAUAAAUCUUUGAGCUUAGAUUUCCAGCAGUACAACAGUUACAUUGAGAAAGCUGAACAAGAAGGAGCAGUAACAUCUCAUGGUACUGGACAAGCGACUGCUCUGGAGCCCAGUGAGGAGCAAAGAAACCCGGCUGACAGUGGAUUGCUUUUUCCUUCUCCCUGCCAAGCGGAUGAAGAUCAUCAGGAGGAAGCAGAGGAGCUGAAGCCCCCUGAUCAAGAAGUGGAGGUUGACAGGAGCAUCAUUCUGGAAGAGGAAAAGCAGGCUAUUCCCGAGUUCUUUGAAGGGCGCCAGGCCAAGACACCAGAGCGUUACUUGAAAAUCAGGAAUUAUAUUUUGGAUCAAUGGGAGAGAUGUAAACCCAAGUACCUGAACAAGACCUCGGUGCGUCCGGGCCUGAAGAACUGCGGCGAUGUCAACUGCAUUGGGCGGAUCCACACGUACCUGGAGCUGAUCGGAGCCAUUAACUUCGGCUGUGAGCAGGCCGUGUACAACCGGCCCCAGGCAGCCGACAGGACGCGCUCCCGGGAGGGCAAGGACGCGGUGGAAGCCUAUCAGCUCGCCCAGCGCCUGCAGUCCAUGCGCACGAGAAGGCGGCGAGUGCGAGACCCCUGGGGAAACUGGUGUGAUGCCAAGGAUUUGGAAGGACAGACAUUUGAGCAUCUCUCAGCUGAAGAAUUAGCAAGAAGGAGAGAGGAAGAAAAACUGAAACCUGCAAAAUCUUCUAAAGGUUCGAGACAAACCAAAAGUUCCUUUGAUCCCUUUCAGCUGAUACCCUGCUGUCUGUUCACGGAGGAAAAGCAGGAACCUUUUAAGGUGAAAGUGUCUUCUGAAGCACUUCUAGUAAUGGAUUUGCACUCUCACGUGUCUCUGGCAGAAGUGAUAGGGCUGCUAGGUGGAAGGUACUCUGAAGCUGAUAAAAUUGUAGAAGUGUGUGCAGCAGAGCCCUGCAACAGCCUCAGCACAGGCCUGCAGUGCGAGAUGGAUCCGGUGUCCCAGACACAGGCCUCGGAAACUCUGGCUGCCAGAGGAUUCCAGGUCAUUGGAUGGUACCAUUCCCACCCAGCCUUUGACCCCAACCCCUCCAUACGAGACAUUGACACUCAAGCCAAAUACCAGAGCUAUUUCUCCAGGGGUGGGGCCAUGUUCAUUGGAAUGAUCAUAAGCCCUUACAACCGAAAUAAUCCCCUGCCGUAUUCCCAGAUCACCUGCCUGGUCAUCAGUGACGAGCUCAGUGCUGAUGGUUCCUACCGCCUGCCCUACAAAUUCGAAGUGCAGCAGAUGAUGGAGGAGCCUCAGUGGGAAUUAGUAUUUGAAAAAACAAGGUGGAUAAUUGAAAAGUACAGAUUUUGCCACAGCAGUGUCCCCAUGGAUAAAAUCUUUCAUAGGGAUUCUGACCUGACUUGUUUGCAGAAACUUUUGGAGUGCAUGAGGAAGACUUUGGGCAAGGUAACAAACUGCCUCAUUGCUGAAGAAUUCUUGACUCAGAUAGAAAACUUAUUCCUCUCCACGUACAAGAGUGAGGAAAAGGGCAAUGCUGAUGGAAGUGAGAAGGAAUGUUCACACCAAUUGCCACUGUGAUGGCCUUGGCAAACCAAAAUGAUGGAAUUUGGAUGUUAUUUUUCAAUUUCUCUCCUUCCUCCUCAUUAUGUCAACUCUUUCAGAAUUGUUAUCCAUCUCAGUAGUGACUGUGACAGAAUCCAGUGUGUUCUUACCUUGGUGGUUUAAAGGUACUUGGGAAGCUCCUUUUGGGUGUGACCCCCGUGCC